AUGGACAUAUCACUUCUUUACGUGUUGGUAAUUCUUAACGUGCCAAACCUGGUGAGAGCCCUUCCAGAAGGCACCAACAUCAACGAACAAGGCGGCACAUAUGGCAACGCACUACAGGCCGCUUCGCAUGCAGGGAGCUUAGAGCUCAUGGAGCUGCUCCUUAAAAAGGGUGUUAAUGUUAACGCACAAGGCAGACGCUAUAGCAAUGCCCUACAGGCUGCUGCAAGAGGCAGUGUACAGAUAGUUAUAGAGCUGCUUCUUAGAAAAGGUGCUAAUGUUAAUACACAAGGCAGACGCUAUAACCUUGACAUUAUAGAGCUACUCCUUAAGAAUAGCGCUGAUGUUAAUGCACAAGGUGGAUACUAUAGUGCUGAUGUUAAUGCACAAGGCGGACGCUAUGGCAGCGCUCUGCAAGCUGCUUUAUUUAGAGGAGACCUUGACAUUAUAGAGCUACUCCUUAAGAAUAGCGCUGAUGUUAACGCACAAGGCAGAUACUAUAGCAACGCACUACAGGCUGCUUUAUAUAUAGGGAGCUUAGAGGUUAUAGAGCUGCUCCUUAGAAAAGGUGCUGAUGUUAAUGCACAAGGCGGACGCUAUAGCAAUGCCCUACAGGCUACUGCAAGAGGCAACGUGCAGACAGUAGAGCUACUCCUUAAAAACGGUGCUAAUGUUAACGCACAAGGCGGCUACCAUCGCAGCGCUCUGCAAGCCGCUUCAUCACAAGGACGCUUUGAUAUUAUAAAGCUACUCCUUGACAAUGGCGCCGAUGACUCACAAGCUGACGAUAAUCUUUCACUCACGGUUAACGUAUGGGUUUCUCGUGACUAA
This is a messenger RNA of Colletotrichum navitas, 828 nucleotides long. RefSeq names its product ankyrin repeat-containing domain protein. The record is from RefSeq and is a predicted model, not a curated record. The coding region runs from base 1 to 828 and encodes 275 amino acids. The transcript is spliced from 4 exons. Gene Ontology annotation, molecular function: protein binding. Lineage: Eukaryota; Fungi; Ascomycota; Sordariomycetes; Glomerellales; Glomerellaceae.